Messenger RNA from Schistocerca gregaria, 7364 nucleotides. RefSeq names its product protein dead ringer-like. The transcript is spliced from 10 exons. The record is from RefSeq and is a predicted model, not a curated record. Gene Ontology annotation, cellular component: nucleus. Gene Ontology annotation, molecular function: DNA binding. Gene Ontology annotation, biological process: regulation of transcription by RNA polymerase II. Lineage: Eukaryota; Metazoa; Arthropoda; Insecta; Orthoptera; Acrididae. The coding region runs from base 288 to 2756 and encodes 822 amino acids.
GCUGGUCAGGUGCAGUGCGUCCGCCGUGUGUGUUGCCGCCGCAGUCGAGUUGGCCCGUGCAGUGGCAGAAUCUGUGUCCGCGCGCGUGCUCGCCGUCCACGUGCAGCCGAGGAAACGCCGGCAGCCGACCACGACCACGCCGACCGUCGCGUGCCUGCUCGCCACGACCACGUGCUCUCAGCCACCGGGGCGACGCUGCUCCGCUUCCGCAUCUUCUCAGUGUGGGUGUUGUCGCAAAAACAGUCAAAAUUCGGGUCAAAAAUAGAGAACCUGUUCCUGUCUACCAGAUGGAGGACCCUCACGAUAGUGACAUGGAAGGCAGCAUGUCAAACAACGACGAGGACGCGAGCGACCCGGAAGAGGAGGGCCCCCUGGGCUCGGCCGACCCGGGGGGAGCCAUGCUGCACCUGAACAACGGCGCGGGCGGCGGCGGGGGCGGCGGCGGCGCCGGCGGCCGGCCCUUCUCGGCGUCGCCGCAUGACCCGGGCGCCGGCCCCAGCGGCUCCUCGGGGCCCGUGGCCUCUGUGGCCGGCACCGUGUGGGCGCGCGCGCUCGCCCUGCCCGACCGCCAGUCGGCGCUGCAGUCGGAAAUAGCGCAGGUCAGCAGCCCGCCCGUCACCCAGUCUUUCGCACCUAUCAGGCACUUCGUCGACCACUUCUGGGAUGAGCGACCGCCUAGCACUCAGCAGGAGCGAAAUCCGACGCCGACGCCGCCCCCACCUCCCCCGGCGCCGGUGUCGGGGUCCUCGUCGGGGCCUGCCCCACAGGCGGUGCAGCCGUACCUGCCGCUGUCGUUCUUCCCGCCGCCCGCUAACUUCAUACCGCCCAUCUCGGCGCCCGCCCCCACCGCCGCCCCCGCAUCCGUCUCCUCGUCGGUGGCCACCUCCUCGUCCUUCCAGAACGCCGUAGCGCCUUCCGCCGCCCCCGCCAACGCCGCAGGCGGCGCUCCUGCCACCAACAACAGUCACAACAACCCCUCGUCUGCCUCCUCGCAUUCGUCAGAGUCGUCGACGAGUUCCCAGCAGACGUGGAGCUUCGAGGAGCAGUUCAAACAGGUGGUGACGAGUAACCAGGCCGGCAUUUGUGUAGCUGGCGGUGGGAGUGCACCUAUAAACUACACUCAGGCCCACCAGUUUGCCAGACAAAUGGUCAUUAAUCCGAGUCGAGGAUUCAUCCCGGGUCUGGCACAUCUUCCUGUCUCACAAGUUAGUGCGCUAUACGAGCAGUUGUACGAGAUCAACAACGACCCUAGAAGAAAAGAGUUCCUAGAUGAUUUGUUCAGCUUCAUGCAGAGGCGAGGGACGCCGAUCAACCGGCUGCCAAUCAUGGCCAAAUCUGUGCUCGACCUGUUCGAGCUGUACAACCUGGUGAUCGCACGCGGCGGACUGGUCGACGUCAUCAAUAAGAAGCUGUGGCAGGAGAUCAUCAAGGGGCUGUCGCUGCCCUCGUCCAUUACGUCCGCCGCCUUCACGCUCCGCACACAGUACAUGAAGUACCUGUACCCGUACGAGUGCGAGCGGCGUGGCCUGAGCACGCCGCAGGAGCUGCAAGCGGCCAUCGACGGCAACCGGCGCGAGGGCCGGCGCAGCAGCUACGGCGGCGCCUACUCGGACAUGGCGGCGGUGGCGGCGGCGAGCGCGGGCGGGGGCGGGCGCGCGGGCGCCGUGGGCCAGGUGUCGCCGCUGAGCCUUGUCACGGCGCACGGCGGCGCGCGGCCCGCGCACACGCACGCCCACCUCAACGGCAACUCGCACCAGCAGGCGUCGCAGCACCUCCACGCGCCGGCGCUGCCCGAAUGGUCUCUAUCGCAUCUAGGACCCGAAUACGAAGCACGCCUUGCAGAGUAUUUGCGGAUGCUAAACAGGGAGCUCCGCACAACCUCUGGCACACCUCCCACUCUGCCUGGAAGCCUUGCUGUUCCACUGGGUGUUGCUGUAGGACGAGCACCAGGGACAGUACCAGCUGCUGCACCGCACCACCACCAUCACCACCACUCAUCCCCACGACAACAUCAGCAGCAACAACAACAGCAGCAGCAGCAUAUACUGCAACACCAACAGCUCGCACCACCACCGCAGCCACAGACACAACAGCAGACAGGCUCCCCACUAUCCGGAUCUCCCCCACGGCAGCAUACUCCAGAGGAACUGCCGCGACUGCCCCUUUGGCCAGCACUGUACCCUCCUACGACACCACUGGCAGCGGCAGCAGCAGCGGCAGCUGUCGUUGCAGCAGCCGCUGGUUCUGCUCCCGAACCUCAACAGGAGGCACUCAAUCUGGAAGUACGUGACCAGGCCCGGCAACGAGAAAGAGAGCGUGAGCUGACACCGCAUCAGCAGCCUGCCCUGCAGCAGGUAGUAGUCAAACGGGAGUUAAUAGUCAAGCGGGAGUCUGAAGACCACAUAUCGCCACCACCAGCCAAGCGGCAGGUCACAGCCAGCACCACUCCACCUGCAGCAACCACAUCUGGAAACCCCUUGUCCACUACUGAAGCUGCCAGUGCUGUUCCUUCCACUUCUACUGCUGUUUCUAAUCCCACAACGACAGGUGCAUCAGCACCUGGCCUGGGGAAUGCUGUGUCUGAUGAAGAGGGACCAACGAGAACACUACACCAAUCUGCAUGUACUCACAUCUCUAUAACAAGUAGAGGAGAAGGUCCUCUUGGAAAUGACAAUUCUCUUAUUGUAAGCAUGGAUCUCAAUGGAAUGAAAUACCAAGGCAUCUUAUUUGCUAUUCGGACUCCACGCACAUCGUGAGACCAUCCUCAUCAGCGAAUGGACAUUUGUGAAGGUACAUUGUGGAAGAAGUGGAAAGAAUCUCGUGUCCAAGAACAUUUUUAAACCAAUGUUGUAGUUAUUGAGACCAAAGUUCAUGUUGUUUUGAGCAUAUUCAAUCACUUAUAAAAACUUUAAUGUUGUAGUUGCUUGGAAAAGUGACUGUACAUUUAUUCAUGGUUGCCUAUAUUACCAUGAAAUUGUUGUUAAUUGUAAAAUACCAUAAACGAGGACUUAGUGGUUCACAGUAAAUUAUUGUAAUGCUUAAGAAUUGCCUUUUGUAUUCAGUUUAAUGUUCUUUUUCGAAUAUUUCUCAGUCUGUGAGGGAUUUUUUUAUAUAUAUAUAUGUAUAUGUAAAGAUAAAAAAAUAUUGUGUGUAUUUAUUUAAGUCUUUUGUGUCUUUUGAAAUUAUUUUAUUCUAGAGGAAGUAAAAUUCUUCAACUUUUACUUCUGAUCUACAAUAGUGAAUACCAAUAAAUAUAAACUGACAUGAUCACAGUGGAAUGUGAUUUCAGUUUCCAGAGCUGCCAUUUUUGAAGACUGUUUUCUCCCACAUAAUUCAUAAACAUAUGUUGAAUGGAGAUAAACAUAUGUUGAAUGGAGCAGUGAAAUGAAAACAUUAGGAAGACUGUGUUCAGUGCAAGUUUUAUAAAGCCCUGUUGUACAUUAAAGAAAUUAGGAGUAGUACAGUGAGCUGUUAAUACUCGUCAAUAGUCCUCAUUCUCAAGCCAAAAAACUGAACAGUGACACCAUUUUGGCACUAACUGUAAGAGCUCUUUAGAGUACUUAGAAAAAAAUUGUAUAAUGGAAACACUGUGUCGUAAUUGCAUAAAAAUGUAUGAGAUUUAAGGAGCAGCACUAUCUUUUGAUAUUUGUAAAAGACUUAGUUAAAGUAGAACUGAGUGACACACACAUGGAAAGAAAAAACUAAACAUCAAACAUUGGACUUUAAGAAGAGUGUUUCUGUUAUUGGGAAAAAAUGUAGGUCAGGAAAGAGAAAUAGGUAGAGGAAAUAAACAGAAGUGGAGAGGCAAGAGUCACUGGAUCAGAAAUGACAAAAGCUGCAGAUGAGUUUUCUGUUACCUUUUUUCUGAUUCCUUACAUUUUGUGGAUGAUCUCAAACCUCACCUUUAAUAAUGAACAUUUUGUUUCAUUGCCUAGCUUCCAAGCAUCCCAACUUUUGCACAUAGUGUUUAGACUUUGGGAGGCUUGAUUUAAGGCUACUCUGUUGUCAACAUUUCUUUAAAAAUUACUCCUUUCUGUGGAAGAUUACUAAUCCCAUGUUUGGAGCAGCUUCCCUUUCCAGAGAUGAUUUUCCAUCUUAGGUUAGCUUUUUUAUUGGUUUAUUUCCUGUUUGCUCCUAUUUGCAUUUCAAAUAUUUUCAAAGUUCAGAAUUUGAAAUCUUGUUUCUCUUCUGUAAGUUGCCUGCUUCAGCAUCUGGUAAGUGGAUGCUUCUCUUAUCUCCAACAGAGACAACAUGUUUUCUCAACACGUGUUCUAAACCCUCCUAAAUUGAGUUUAUAAAUAGUUUCUUAGAAAAAUAUACAGAUACCCCUAACAUAAUAAGCAGUGUAACUAUUACUGAACUGUUAAACAUUACCAUUUAGCAGUAAAAUGUACUUAUUAUAUAGCAAAAUAAAAAGUGAAAAGUUUUCUGAAUUUUACUGUCAUUUUCAUUAGAUGGGUCACAUAAGAAAAUAAACAGCAUGCCUAAACUGACAGCAACACAAUGAAAUUUUUUUAAGAUUAAAUAUUUUUACUGGAGAUAACUGUUUCUGAGACCAUGGUAUUCUUUCUCUGUUUUUAGUAUUGUAAUUAUAAUAAUCAAUAUUUCUUGCUACUAUACCUCAUUACUGCAUUGUUCGAGGAAUAAGUCUGUGUUCACUCAUUGGUCCAUUUUACACUGGUGUGACCCAACCAAAAUGAUCAUACAACCAAGUCUUAUGUAACAAUGUAUCUACAAUGUGCUUACACACCUGACAGCACAGUGAGCAGCAGUGAAAAAGAGAUAAGUGAAGUUUGAGCAUUAACAGUUUUCUGUACUGGUUAUAAUUCCCAAUAAAAUUUUCUCUGAAAUACUGGUUGUGAAAGCAGAUGUCAGACAUAUAGGACAUUUUUAAUUUAACAGAGUAAUUUAGAUUACUUGGCUUUUAAAUUUAAAUAAAAAAUUCCAAUAAUUAAAUAAAAAAAUUCCAAAAAAUGAAAAAGUAAAGAACGUGUACCAUUAUCUUUCUAUGUAUUCCCUCUCUCUACCCCCCCCCCCCCCCCCCCCCCCCCCCUUCUUUGCUUCUUUCCAUUUUGUGUUAUAUUACAUGUGAGAAUAGGAGAAAGGACUAAGGACUAAACUGUGUCUUAAAUCUCAUUACUCCAAUUGUUAAAUUUUGACUCUUUUCUGGUAUUGUUAAUAACACACUUCAUCCAAAUGAAGAGUGUAAUUUCAUAUGUUUGUACCAAUAGAUAAAUAAAUUGUUGAUGUGUUCUGUGUAGAAGACUGAAACAUAGCAGUCUUUGAGACUCUGGUAAAAAAAUUAGGAAAAGGUACUUAUGCUGGAGGGGAUAAUGUUACUUCUCUUCUAAUUACAUUUUUCACAAUUAAAAUAUGUUAUUUAUUUUGUUAUAAUGCCUCCAUACAGAUUUAAUACCUGCCUCUAAAGCAUAAUACUGUACUGUGGUUUACUUGUCUUUACUCAGAUCUGUUCAUGGAAUUUACACAACACAGGAAGGGCAGAAAGGAAGGCAAUUCCACACUCUGAUGUUAUGUCUCAUUAAUUAUUUCAUAAAUGAUUUUUUUCUCCAUUAAUGUAAUCUGUGAUCAUACACAUUCCUGCAUUGAUAAUUAUGCAACAGUGACAAUAAAUAGUGAGAUUCAAAAUUCAAUGAUGAGAUGAUAAAAAAAUCUCUGGGUUUAAUACUUACACAUGCCUAUUCCGAUGUUAGUGUAUUUGAUAGACAGUGAUGAACUCAUGUGUCCUGAAAGGAUUAAAUGGUUCUCUGUAGCAACCGAUGUUAUAUAUCCAAAAGCUACGCUAAUUAAUUGGGCUCUGAGAGGACAUCACCCUGUUUUCAUUAUUGUUAGCACUGUCCACUAGUAAUUUUGUCUACUGUAUCUGAAAUUAUACCUCCGGUUUCUUUCAGGACUACUGUUUCCUCUUAUCGUGCAAUAUAGCAAUGCUACAAAAUUUCUAUUAUCCUUACCUUUUGCUCCUACAUUUCUCUCUUUGAACUUUGCAGAUGAGCUCAUCAUUAUUUACCCAUCACAAAUGGACACAGCCUGAAGUUACUCAUUUCUCCACUUCGGUAUUAUCUCAUAAAGACAAGAAUAGCUCAGGUUCUUAUUACCAUAAUGUUCUUGAAAAUAUAGGUGUUAAUUUUCAAGUCCAGUUUACCAUAUUACCAGACAUUUAGUUCCAGAGUUCAUUCAAUAACAUGUAUUCUUAUUUGAAUAUCUCCUCAUUCAGUGUCUCAUAAUUUAUAGGAAAUGGAAUCCUGUUUUCAUUUAGAUCUCCAGUUUUUUAACAAUAUGAGUAGUUUCUUCUUUUCUGUCAGAAAUACUCUCAUAACAUCAUCCAGACAAAUGAGGAAUUAUGCCUAUUAAUCAUAUACAUUCAUUUUUAGGUGUCAUGCUCUCCUGACAUUGUUUAGAGUAUAUAAAUAUUUAAUUCAGUGCACUAAAAGAGAAGUAAGGUAAAUUAAUAUUAAACUCAUGUUUUAUUGUUACAAAAAGAUAUAUCCAAUUUAAGUUGUCCAACAGUUACUACAAGGGUGUUAGGUUACAGUAAAACAAAAAAAUCAUAAAUGCAUAUGUACCUCUCUUUUGUUUCUCACUACAAAACCACUAAUUUUUAUGCUUUAUUUUCUAUGCCAAUUAUAUUUUAUCUCCACUGUCACUAGUUGAUGUUAUACAUUUUAUUAGAUUCAAAAAAAGUCCUUAGAGUGGUAAAAGUGCUGUUAAGAAAAGAGUUGAACUAUAUAUCUUCCUAUUACAUUUGAUGAUAAAGUUAAUGUGGCAUACUGAAAUUUGUGGUCACACUAUUCAUCAAGGAAAUAAUCUGCCCUUCCCAAGUAUUUUUUACUUUCUGUUAUCAGUAUAUCUUAAAUUUUUUGACGACACAAACUCUUGUGCAGAAGCUGUACCUAUAUCCAUGGCCUUCAUAAAUAAAAAAUUUGCGCACAGCUGUGCUCUUACAGGUAAGCUAAUGAAUAUUUGUUGUUAAUGUCUAUACUGAAUUGUUUUUAAGAAUGAAGCAUCAAAGACAGAAAUGUAGAAUCAUGUAACGUGGCUACUCUGAAUGAGGUGGUAAAUCUCACUUCAGUUCAAUACUUUAUGUUAAAAAUGGAAAAUAUUAUGAAAGAACCUUUACUUUACAGCAAAAUUUGUGAGUCUCAACACUAUAAUCAGGCAAUAUAGUACCAUCAUUUCUCAGGGAACUUGGUGAUAUUUCAGUGUUAUCACUCAGUUUGGAAUACAUUCUCUUUUAACAAAAUUUCUUGUGUUGUAUAAUCAUUGAUAUAUUGUUCAUACUCUGCAGUAUUGUAUCUGACAAUAUUUAUGUAGUUUAUGCCUAAAUAAAUUUUUGUUUUUGUACUCAA